Mycena citricolor is the source of this 852-nucleotide messenger RNA. NCBI's taxonomy places the organism in Eukaryota, Fungi, Basidiomycota, Agaricomycetes, Agaricales, Mycenaceae. The record is from the annotation of a GenBank genome assembly.
GUUGAAGCCAAGGAAGGGCAGCAUUGGACUGACAGUACUAACGCCCACUAACUCGAAACCUCCGCAACAGCCUGAAGACGGUUUCUCUCUCAAGCCUCUUUUGGAUGCCCUCGUGAGAGAACCUCUCGACGCGCGCGAUGAAGACGAGGAUUAAGAAGUCGGUCUCAGCUUGGAAGGAAAGAUCGAGGCGCUGUUGCCUGACUAUGUGAGCGCAAGGACGACGAUAUUGCAGAGGUCCGCUGAGUAAGACGUCGCGGUGUGCACCAAUACCGUGCAACCUCCUCUAUCCUGUCAAUCGCAUGUACAGGGACGCUUGCUGAGACCGAUGACGCGCUCCGAAGUGCAUGAAUUCGUAAGUGAGUCAGGGUCCGGGCGCGAUGGAGAGGGAGAGUCGUUUUGGCCGCUGCCGUCCGUAGGCGCAAGGUAGGAUGGGAGCGGCGGAGAGCAGAACUACAUCGAAUGCGCGAUUUCAAUAUCCGCACUCAACACGAUGCCACUCUCUCCACCUACUGCGCUAUCGGCGACACAAGAGGCAACUGCGAAGGCAGCUAUUGAUGCGCUUGAGGCAAUACGAGUAAGGCCGUUCGACAACUCGUCCCUGUCGCCACUUGUACAGCACGAGACGAGGUCUGGACGUGCCUGGUCUUGUUUCGGUUGGCUGGGAAACAAGAGCCACAUGGAUGUAACGUCUUCAAGCACCAGACCUUGUUGCAGUGGGUCAUCUUUCUCUGUCAUUGGAUCCUGAAUGCUGUGGCUGUAGCUUGGAUCGCGAUCACCUGAUCAAGAUAGCACUUGUGUACUCAGGCUACUCCUGCGCUCAGCGCUCAUGCUUGGCAGAUUGACUAAAUUAAC